UAUAUUUUUAUUAAUAAAUUUAUAAUUUUAAUGAUUUUUGUGAAUAAUAUAAUUUAUAUAUUUUAUAAAUUAAAUUAUCAAAAAUUUAAUAAAUUUAAGCAAGAAUUAAUAAUAUUAUUCAAAUUUAAAGAUCUUGAAGAGAUUAAUUUAUUUCUUAAUAUUUAA
Aspergillus heteromorphus CBS 117.55 is the source of this 165-nucleotide messenger RNA. RefSeq lists its product as uncharacterized. The transcript has a single exon. Lineage: Eukaryota; Fungi; Ascomycota; Eurotiomycetes; Eurotiales; Aspergillaceae. The annotation marks the transcript as partial. The record is from RefSeq and is a predicted model, not a curated record.